This is a messenger RNA of Coregonus sp. 'balchen', 4118 nucleotides long. The record is from the annotation of a GenBank genome assembly. NCBI's taxonomy places the organism in Eukaryota, Metazoa, Chordata, Actinopteri, Salmoniformes, Salmonidae.
AUAGACGAGACAGCCCUUACCUGUAGACUUAGUCAUUCACCUUGCUACUCCCCUGGCUUCGCUCAACACUCCUCGGGACGCAAGGGAACCUUGGAUUAACACCGAUAAAAGACAGGGGAUACAAGGUGCGCGUCUAGGGGACGGUAUCUGUAGGCCUAUUGAUGGUUCCUGCUAUGAGUCAAGUUAAAAAAACCGUAAAAUUGUGAGAAUCUUACAAGAUGUCAAAGUCCUCGGAACAGUUUGAUGACCCGGACUGUGUUUGUUCCUUCGGUAUGAAGUUAACGUGGGAUAUCAACGACCCAAAACUGCCUCAGGUAUGUAAAAAUCUCUCAUUAUGACAGUUUACGAUACACUUUAGAAUAUAAGCUAUUCAAUAAUAUAUAUUUACAUUUCCACAUUAUAUAGCACUUGAUAAUCAAAAUAUGUCAAGGUAAAAUCGAAUAAAUCAUUGUUUCAAUUUGUAGCCUAAAGAUAUACAGAGUUCAGGAUAAAUUAGUUUGCACGCAGAUUGUCAUGAUUUGCCUAAUAUGCUUUCACAACUCAGCUAUAAGAUAUUCAUUUGCACUUUAUGGCCAUACCUUCGGAUCUCUCCACAAUCAAAACGUAUUUUAGCCAGGUAUAUUCUAAUCAUUGGCCUGUAAUUUUCGUGUAUAACCUUAUUAUCCAUUUAGAAAGCACUUGAAAAUAAGGAAUCUAUCCAAAUCUAUAUUUCCCCCUAAUUCUGACAGGACACAAAGCAGUAUGAUGCAUUUCAGGAGUGGACGGAUGGGUAUGUUCGUUACAUCUACAGUGGGGAGGACAAGAACGCACAGCGCCACCUGAGCGGAUGGGCAAUGCGGAACACCAACAACCACAACUGUCAAAUUCUCAAGAAGUCCUGCCUGGGCGUUGUAGUCUGCGGCCGAAACUGCACGCUGGCUGACGGAAGCAAACUCCAGCUCAGACCAGCGAUCUGCGACAAAGCACGACAAAAACAACAAAGUGAGUAAAGGCAUUAUGCACAGCUGUAUUGCAUGGUGUACACCUGCCGACGCGUCUCAUCGGAAAAAGAAUGAAAACAUUAUGCCACUGUAACAUUAACAAUGCAGCUAUUGGUGCUGUAUCAAAUUAUUCAUAAUGAUAGCCUACUUAUUGGGCCUGUCGACUAUGUCGACUAUUUUUGAGAAUAUAACCCCACUCUGGAAAUAUAUAUUAAACGUUACAUCAGGUGUAAACACUUGGUAGGCUACAUCUGACUCAUUCAUUCAGUCAUCACAUUGACACACUAUAUAAAAUGUGACACUUUGUGCUUCAUCAUAAUAUCCUCACUUAUGCUGUAGUAGUAGAAACAAAGUUUGCUGAAGUCGAGAUACUUAAAGCGUGAGAAUAGCCUACAGGAGCGGUCAAAAUGUAUGGAAAACAUUCUUGGUUGUAUUUUGAAAAACCAAUUAGGUUCUUGGUGUGCUCAGACUAUAAAGUUCGUGGUAACAUAAUAAACAGCUUUAUAUAUAGAACACCUAGUUAAACAACUUCUAUUAAACAAUAUUGUUGGUCUGACUGAAAAAAAAAUAAAAAAUAAGGUAUGUGUCUAAUUUAAAAUAAAAGCCCUCACUGUAAAAAUACACACACACAUUUAUAUAUAUAUAUAUAUAUAUAAAUGUGUGUGUGUAUUUUUACAGUGAGGGCUUUUAUUUUGUAUCUUAUUAAUUAUUUCACUUGUGACCACUCUCCACACUAUGUUUGUCCUCUCACAUCCAGAAAAGUAUAAUAGUUAAUAAAUAAUCGUACAAUACUAGAAUACAAAAGUCCCUUUUAUACUAUCAGCCCAAAGUGAAGCCAAAUGCAAAAUGAAUUAAGCAUUUAUUUGAAGCAUGGAGUGAAUCUGUUGUAAUAUGGCCUUGUUUAAAACUGUGUGGUUGUUUAAAACUGUGUGGUUGUUUAAAACUGUGUGGUUGUUUAAAACUGUGUGGUUGUUUAAAACUGUGUGGUUGUUUAAAACUAUGUGGUGGUUUAAAACUGUGUGGUGGUUUAAAACUGUGUAGUUGUUUAAAACUGUGUGGUUGUUAAAAACUAUGUGGUGGUUUAAAACUGUGUGGUGGUUUAAAACUGUGUGGUGGUUUAAAACUGUGUGGUUGGUUUAAAACUGUGUGGUUGUUUAAAACUGUGUGGUUGUUUAAAACUGUGUGGUUGUGUGUACUGGUGGUUGUUCUCCAGAGAAGCUGUGCCCCAGCUGUAGCUCUGCCCUGGAGCUGAUGCCAUGCAGAGGACACAGUGGCUACCCCGUCACCAACUUCUGGAGAAUAGAUGGAAAAGUCAUAUUCUUCCAGGUUUGUGGGCUCAUAUUCUCAAUUGAGAUUCCGGUAACACUUUAUUUAAAGGUUUUCCUUCCUUUUAAACCAUUAAUAACCUAUUUGUUGAUCAUCAUGUAUAAAGCAUUUAUUACCUAUAAAGACCAUGUACAAUAUAUUUUUUUGUACUUACUUCAUGUGAUGGUUAAUAUACUAUAGAUGUUUAGCGGUUUUUAAGCAAAUCUGCAAGUAAAGUGUUAAGGUUUUAGUAUUGCAAUUUUUUGACAAUGAAUUAGCAAUUAGCAUGGGUUCAUAGAUUUGAUAUUUGAUCAAUAAAAUCUGAAGGCAAAUAAUUUUAAUUCAUGAUAAAAACAAUACAAAAUCCAAGUGCGUGACCAAAGGUUUUCUAAAUUAUUUCAAGAAAGUAACAAUCGUAGUAUGUGUUGAUGUGAUUGCAGGCUAAGGGAGUCCAUGACCACGCCAGACCAGAGAGUAAGUCUGAGACGGAGGCCCGGAGAAGUGCAGUGAAGAGGAAGAUGUCCUCUCCACACUUCUCCCAGAAGAGGAGGCUGGUAGAAUCAGAUGUAAGAGCAUUUACCCUCCAUGGUCAUAUAUGCACUCUGAAUUAUGUCUACCUGGUUCCUCUCAAUUGUUUUCCUAUAGGAAGAUGUUUCUUGCCACUGUUGCCUUUGCUUGCUCGUUGUGGUUGUUUAGACUGGGUGGCUCUCUGAUACAAUAAGCACUUUGUGACCUGCACCUCGAAUACUGUAAAAGCCCUAUGCACCUACAAGGAGAUUGCCAAGUAAAGAAUUCACAAAAUACACACAUGCCAUUUAUUCCAUUAGAUGCAGUGGACUUGACUAGCCUAUCACUAAUAUGUACUGUUGUGUACUAUUACUUCUUCAGACUGGGAGAUACCAUGACCUGGGCGCUCCCUUCCCCAACCUGCACCAGCUGUCCUGCAUGGAGGGCCCUGACCGCUUCAGCAUCAUCCCUGAGUCCAACUUCCCCUUCCAGAACCCUGAGCCCUACAAGACCCAGCACUACCCGCCCUUCCAGAAUCCUGAGCCCUACAAGUUUGCCUACGACUCCCACACCACCCUGGGCGAGGCCCCCUCCACGCUCCAGAAGCCGGCCAACCACCGUCUGUACAUGCCCCGGCCUCCAUGUGGCUACGACUUUGCUGUGCCUGGCUAUUUAGGCUCUGGCUCCUACACAGCCCUCUACAAGGACCCCAGUAGCCCCCAGGCAGAGGCCCCUGAGCCCAGCAAGGUGAGCUUGGGCCUGGGUACCAGCACCACCACACCUCACACCACCAGCACCCUUUCGGGUCAUGACCGCAGCAGCUACGACACUACCAGCAGCAAGCAUCACGGCUGGAAGCAGAUCCUGGGCAAGGGGACAUACGGGGAGCGAUGUGAAUACGGGCAGCUCCCUGGCAACGCCAACCACCACUACUACAACAGUGAGUAUCCGUGCAGGACCCUGACGGGCCCGGUGCCAGCCACGCCCGCCUCCCUGCAGACCAUCAUCACCACCACCACCAAGGUGUCCUACCAGCCCUGCCUCAAGCCCUCUGUGGUCAAAUAUGGCGAUAACAUCUACGACGUCAAGGGCCUGCCCAACUGCAACUCCCUGCUCGAGGACAGCUCGCCCACCUCCUACUCCGAUCUAAAGAUUCCAGAAGAUUCCGGGGUCAUCAAGUCGGCGCUGUCGUACCAACCGGAAACCCUGCCAGCCAAAAUCGAGAGGGCAGAGAACUUUGACACUUACCGAUACAGCAACUACGCGUCCAACAGCUAUCCCGACAGGGUUUCUCAUCCGCUUAGAUAUGACGGAGUAGGGUACUAA